Messenger RNA from Kluyveromyces lactis, 1989 nucleotides. It is a transcript of the gene PUF6, whose product is annotated as pumilio-family RNA binding domain-containing protein. NCBI's taxonomy places the organism in Eukaryota, Fungi, Ascomycota, Saccharomycetes, Saccharomycetales, Saccharomycetaceae. The coding region runs from base 1 to 1989 and encodes 662 amino acids. The transcript has a single exon. Gene Ontology annotation, molecular function: mRNA binding. The record is from RefSeq and is a predicted model, not a curated record. Gene Ontology annotation, cellular component: nucleolus. Gene Ontology annotation, biological process: regulation of translation.
AUGGCAGCCACGUCGAAAAAGUUGAACAAGCGUCAAUUGGAAUCUAAGGAGUCGAAGGAUUCUGGUAAAAUUGUAAAAAGAGCUAAAAACAUUAGUGUUGAUUCUGGCGAUGAAGAUUCUGAUGAUGUCCUCCACGGUUUAUCUUCAGAAGAUGAGCUAGAUGAUGAAUUAGAUGAUGCUAGCUCAAAUUCAGAUUCAGACGAGCUAGACAACGAAUCUGAUCAACUGGAUGAAUCUGAUGAGGAUCAAGAAGAUGCUGAAGAUGAAGAAGAUGCUGGAACCGGAAAUGAUGCAGACAAAAAAGAAAGUAAUGGUGUCAGCCAGCAUGCCGAACAAAGAAAAACAUUAAAGGAGAGAAAACUUCAGCGUAAAUCUGGUGAAACAGUCCAGCAGAUCAAGUCUUUAUGGGAAAGAUUACGUGUCAAGAACCCUCCAAUUCCAAAGCCUGUCCGUGAAAAGCUAUGUAAUGAGAUCUGGGAACUCUCGAAUGAUUGUAUUGAAGAUUUAGUAUUGAAGCAUGAUGCAUCCAGAAUUGUCCAGACAUUAGUCAAAUAUUCUUCCAAAGAGCGCAGAGAACAGAUCACGUUGGCAUUGAAAGAUAAAAUUUAUGUUUUGGCCACAUCAUCAUAUGGUAAAUAUUUGUUGGUUAAAUUGUUACAUUAUGGUUCCCGAAAAUCUAGACAAAUCAUAAUCGAUCAACUACAUGGUAAUUUGAGAAAACUAAUGAGACACCGUGAAGGUGCCUAUGUGGUCGAAGAUUUGUUUGUUCUUUAUGCCUCUCAAGAACAAAGAAAUCAAAUGAUCAGAGAAUUUUGGGGUUCAGAAUACGCCGUAUUCAGAGAAUCUCAUAAGGAACUUACGCUCGAAGAAGUUUGUGCUUCCAGCGUAGAAAAGAGAAAUAUUAUCGCUAGAAACUUGAUUGGUACCAUCACUGCUUCUGUUGAAAAAGGUUCGGCAGGUUUCCAGAUUUUACACGCAGCAAUGAGGGAAUACGUCAAAAUCGCCAACGAUAAAGAAACAUCUGAGUUCAUCGAACUUUUAGAAGAGAACUUUGCGGAAUUAGUGCAUACCCCAGAAGGUGCAGAAGUUGCAUCUACUUUAAUCGCUAAAGCAAAUGCCAAAGAAAGAAAGGGGUUGAUAAAGACCUUGAAAGAACAUGCAAUCAAGUUAAUUCAAAAUGAACACGGUGCCGUUGUUUUCAUAACUUUAUUAAUGACAGUCGAUGAUACUGUUCUCGUCUCCAAGGCAUUUUCCCCACCAAUUAAGGAACAUCUUCCAGAAUUGAUUGUUGAUAAAUUUGGUAGGAGGCCGCUCUUAUUCCUACUUUUAGGAUUAGAUGGUAAAUACUUCGGUCCAAAUAUGAAGAAUGAACUACAAAGAUACAUUAAGAUGUCGGAAACUACUUCCAAGAAGCCAUUUGACCAAAGAAGACUUGAAUUAUUAAAAAGGUUCGCACCAAUGAUUUUAUCUGGCGUAAACGAACACUACAAAACCAUUCUAGAUGAAAACAUCGGUUCUCAAUUUGUCGCAGAUUUACUCGUUAACGAUGAUGUCUAUGAACAACUUUCAGAGUCUGAUCAAAAGUUGUUUGCCGAGCUUGUGGACACCGUCGCCAUUUAUUUCAAAGGUGACAUUUCAGAAGAAGACCACCCUAUUAACAAACCAUUUUCGGCAAGGUUGCUAAAGUCUCUCAUUCAAAAUGGUAGAUACAACGUGAAAGCAAGAAAACUAGAACCUCUAGAAAAAGUUCAGGGACUUGGUAUUCCAUUUGCUGAAAAAUUUUAUGAAGACAUCAUUGAUUCCAGCAACCUACUCGAUUGGAUCAACAAACCCAACAGUUCUUUUACCAUUGUGGCAUUGUAUGAAGCCUUACAUGGGACUGAAGAAGGGGAACAAUUCGAUCAUGAUUUGAAAAAAGUGAUCAAGAAAAUAGAGACGAACGAUUCAAACAAGGGUGCUCAACUACUUCUAAAGCUAAUGAAGCAUUGA